Molecule: messenger RNA, 5754 nt
Organism: Leopardus geoffroyi (Geoffroy's cat)
Lineage: Eukaryota; Metazoa; Chordata; Mammalia; Carnivora; Felidae
Gene: GDA
Product: guanine deaminase
Exons: 14
Coding region: 420-1784 (454 amino acids)
Biological process (GO): guanine catabolic process
Cellular component (GO): cytosol
Molecular function (GO): zinc ion binding; guanine deaminase activity
Source: RefSeq, a predicted model, not a curated record
CCGACGGAGGUGCAAGGCUGGAAACGUCCGCUCCUUCUGCCCCUUCCUUUCUUUCCCUCCCCACCUGGGUUGGUGACUCAGCCACCCCAGGUUGAAAGAACUGCGUUGUAGGCUGUGAAUUUGGAAACUCAAAGAGUUAACAGAUCAAAAACUAACACAGGGGAGGAGAGAAAGACCACACCCCAAGGGAGCGCCGAGCCAAGUCACAGGAGGAAAAUCCUAUUGGCAUCGAGGAGGCACGGAGCCCGCCCCUGGGCGCGGCCUGCAGGGGGCAGGCGAUAGCCCAGGAAAGCGGGGGCAGGAGGAGGCCCAAGCAGGUGCACUCGGCAGCCACCCGCAGUUGCAGGGACCCCUCCUGGCACCUCCGCCCGGUGCGCCCUCCUCGGCUCGCGAACCUCGCGCUGCGCUCUGCCGCUGACAUGUGCGCCGCCCCGAUGCCGCCCCUGGCGCACAUCUUCCGAGGGACGUUCAUCCACUCCACCUGGACUAACCCCAUGGAGGUGCUACGGGACCACCUCCUCGGCGUGAGCGACAGCGGCAAAAUAGUGUUUUUAGAAGAAGCAUCUCAACAGGAAAAGCUGGCCAAAGAAUGGUGCUUCCGGCCGUGCGAAGUAAGAGAACUGAGCAACCAUGAGUUUUUCAUGCCUGGGCUGGUUGAUACGCACAUCCAUGCCGCUCAGUAUUCUUUUGCUGGGAGUAAUGUAGACCUGCCACUUUUGGACUGGCUGACCAAGUACACGUUUCCUGUAGAACACAAAUUCCAGAACCUCGAUUUUGCUGAAGAAAUAUAUACCAGAGUUGUCAGGAGAACACUAAAGAAUGGAACAACCACGGCUUGUUACUUUGGAACAAUUCACACUGACUCAUCCCUGCUCCUUGCAGAAAUUACAGAUAAAUUCGGGCAGCGGGCAUUUGUGGGCAAAGUCUGCAUGGAUUUGAAUGUUACUGUUCCCGAAUACAAGGAGACCACUGAGGUGUCAAUCGAGGAGACAGAGAGAUUUGUGUCGAGAAUGCUCCAAAAGAACUAUUCUAGAGUGAAGCCCAUAGUGACACCACGUUUUUCCCUUUCCUGCUCUGAGACUUUGUUGGGUAAACUGGGAAACCUCGCGAAGACCCAUAAUUUGCACAUUCAGAGCCACAUAAGUGAGAACUCCAGUGAAGUAGCAGCUGUGAAGAACUUAUUUCCCGAUUAUAAAAACUACACAGAUGUGUAUGAUAGGAACAAUCUUCUGACAAAUAAGACAGUGAUGGCGCACGGCUGCUACCUUUCUGCCGAGGAACUCAAGGUGUUCAGGGAGCGGGGAGCGGCGCUCUCACACUGCCCCAAUUCUAACUUAUCGCUCAGCAGCGGCUUUCUCAAUGUCCUUGAAGUCAUGAAACACAAAGUGAAAAUAGGGCUUGGUACAGAUGUGGCCGGUGGUUAUUCAUCUUCCAUGCUUGAUGCAAUCAGAAGAGCAGUGAUGGUUUCCAAUAUACUUUUAAUUAAUAAGAUAAAUGAGAAAAGCCUCAGCCUCAAAGAGGCCUUCAGACUAGCUACUCUUGGAGGCAGUCAAGCCCUGGGGCUGGAAAAAGAGAUUGGAAACUUUGAAGUGGGCAAGGAAUUUGAUGCCCUCCUGAUCAACCCCAAAGCGUCUGACUCUCCCAUUGACUUGUUUUCUGGGGAUUUUUUUGGUGAUCUGUCGGAAGCUGUUAUCCAGAAGUUCCUCUAUGUAGGAGAUGACCGAAAUAUUGAAGAAGUUUACGUGGGCGGAAAGCAGGUGGUACCCUUUUCAAGCUCAGUGUAAGACCCUUGGCCUCUACCAGCUCUGGGAUCACGUGGUUCUGCGUCUCCCUUGUGCCCGGGCGGAGUUAGAAAGUCAAAAAAUAGUAUCUUGUUCUUGGGAUGACUAUCUCUUUCUGUGUCUAGUUACAGUAUUCACUUGACAAAUCAUUUGAAGGAAGUUGCGUUAAUUCUCAACUCUGUUUGGGAGGAUUCAAAAUUUCUCCCUUUUGAGCUGUUCGGAUUUACUUUAAGCUCAAACAUAAGGGAAUGUUCUUCCUGAUGGUAUUCUUACUAUGAGAUUUAAGUGAAAUCACUCCAUAUUUGGAAAUGUGGAGAGAAAAGAUACUCCUAUAAGGUUAGAUACUUUGAGCUAAUAAAUGCGAAAAUCAGAAAUGGAGAAUGAAACAGUGGAUAUAUUUUUAUGAGGGAGAAAAAGUUAGACUAUGAGCAAACAUUGGAAAAUCAAUUGAGAUUAUGUUUGAAAAUUAAAUGCUGAGCAUAUUAAUUUCAGAAGAGAACUUGUUGAAUUUUAAAAUGUGUUUCUAGAUUGACCUUGUGUUCUGGAAAUUUGCACUUAAUGGAAUUUGCAUUUCAGAGAUGUUAUUGUUGUGCUUUGCCUUCUUUGGGCAUGAAAUGUCAGAAACUGGAUGCCACAUGCUUUCUUAAUACAGUUCUGUGCUUCAAAGUGUUCGACAGAGGUUGGGUAUUAAAGAUUUAAAGUAUUUUAGGAAUAUUAUUCAUAUAACUACAUGGCAUAAAUAGUGAUAUUUUUGUGUACUUCAGAAUCACCUUAAAGUAUAACUAUGUGAUGCUAUUAUUGCUUCCGUGUUAGUAGAAGAGAAACGCAUUCCAUACUCCACACUGUUGUGUAGACUGGUCUUCCUAAACUGGGGUAAGUGCUGGAUGUCAAGGAUCCGUCAGUACUACAAGGAAGGGUUCCAUUGCAAUGACGUAUUCUCUCCAAGAGUAAUGCCACAGUUGCUGAAAAUUUCAUACUCGGAUAUCAAUCUGUUAGAACUUUGAAAUGAAGGACAAAUUCAACUAAAAAUAUUGUUACAAAUCUUUAAAUCCUGUUUAUCGAAAGUACUCUGUGUUUCAAUUUUAUCCUAUUGACUUUUUACUUCAAAUAAUUUUCAGGACAUCAGAAUUUUAGGAUAAUGCAAACUAUGUAGAUGUCCCACCUAAUGGUUAUAUUAAUAGGACUUAAUCUGUACUAGACAUCUAGGAACAUGAAACAAAGCAAAAAGUAUUGUUAUGCCUCCCACCUCUUACAGUGUGCUUUCCCAUACCCUAUAAUUAAAAACAAAUUGACUUUAUGAUAAACCCUUAAGAAGUAUUGAUGUGAAUGUCACUUAAAUACUACAUUUUUCUCGUUUAAUUCCAAAUACUAUAAACCAAUGUGGAAAAGGAAUAGAUUUUCUUAAUAUAUCAGAACACUCAUGCUUAGAGCUUAAGUGUGACUCUUUAUUAUUUACUUUAGAGGGAGAACUUUAUGUAAUAUCGUAUAGCUAACUCCAUAUUUACCGAACUAAGACCAAAUUCCUCUUGUACUAUACUUUGUUCUCACAUAGUUAUGCUAAACCAGCAGUAAUUUGAUUUGCCUCCUUUUUGUUUUUUGUUUUUGUUUUCCCAGUGGAAACACUUUUAUAAUUGAUUUUGUAUACACAACACCUACUGAUCUUAUUUUUAUUCUUUUUAAGAACUUUUCUUAUUUGAGUACCGUCGACUCACAAUUUGAUCUUAUUUUAAAACAACAACAACAACGACAGAGUUUGUGUUGUGGGAUAUAAAGUAACUCAGUAAAUUCAGUUUCCGGUGUCAAUCUCUGUAUUUCCAGAAUUCCUAAUUCCCAAGCUAUGUCAACAAGGCCCCGCCAGUUUUCUCCCCAUUUCACUGUAGUGUUGACUGAGUGUUUCCUGCUCUGCCUCCUAGUCCCUGCCAAAGGAACAUGAUUACCUGGUGUCUAACCCACAGGAGCGGGCUUAAGAAUUUGGAUGAGACACGCAAAAUCCACUAAUAGGCAGCGACUAUCCCCAGCGUUUGCAAGAUCCUACACUUGUACCUUCCUUAAAGAUGUACAUUUUGACGUUGAACAUCAGUUUUCAUUUAGACUAAGGAUUCAUACACGGUGUAUAUAAGUAAGCGCAGCAUCAGCGACAAGUAGAAUGGAUCUAUACCACCGAUUUGUCGAACAUUAAAUGUAGCCCAGUAGGAUGUUAAGACCCUACUAUCCUUUCUAGUAAAAAUAGAAUGUGUUGACAUGUUUACAUGUAAUUUGAUCUCCCUGCAUCACUUACAACUUACGUGUUUGGUUUCUCCAAGUGCCGUGUUCCGAACGUCGCAUAUGCUUUUCGCGGCGCUACAGGCAUCGGCCGUACAUGUGGCCAAAUGCUCUACACUUUGAAACCUUGGCUUUGCCUCAUGCGGCUUAACUUUCUGAAUUGUGGACAGGCGGUAUUUCAACCCAACACGGUUUGUCACUUUAUGUUUGAAUAUUUUGCUCUCUGACAGGAAAGAAAGAAUUAAUUGAGACUUCUUAUCAGCCCCCUCACCUCACCCGGCACUGUUUGCCUCGGGUUUUAUGGUAGUUUUAGUGGCAUACACAUUAGCAGGUAAAAACUGAUUCAAUAGUGGUGACUAGCACACAUUUCAAAGGUACUUUUUACAACAGAACACAAAAGCAGGCCGAGCAGCUAAGGUGCACUGAAUUUCCAAAAGGGAAUGAAACAUGGGACUAAGGCCCGAGAGGUUGUCCUCAUAAUCAUAACCUGAGACUGAGACCCUGCUCCCUUCAUAAGCCCCUUCUCUGAUUUAAUUGUCAAGGGCUCUAGAAUCCAAGAGAGUAUCUUGAACUAGCUCCCUUCAUGGCAGGAGGAGAUCUUUCUGAGUUAUUAUUGUGAAAAUUGGACCCCACUGAAUCUCUUUUUCACUUCCGUGAGAAUUCUGCAUGGUGAAGGGAGGAAGUAGUUGGAAACACUCCUGUUACGCUCAGCUGAUUUUGAACUGUGCCCUUGAAAUCCCUGUUGGCAACUAAAGCUGAGAUGUCAGAGAGGAAACAUAGUGGAUGUGAGAUCCAGCAAUGUAUUUUGAAUCUUCACUCCCUUCCAGACUCUUCCUAUUUUUAAUCUUUCCACCUCAGAACUAGACAUAUGGAAGGCUUUCAAGGCAAGCUGGAAGGCACGUUGGAUCAGUUCUACCUUGUGCUAUACCUAAAAGAUCUCCAGAAGUGGAGGCUUGUGUAGUAAGUAGCCUCCGGGACAUCUUUUCAUUUUUGUCCAUUUUUUUAAAGUUGAUGAUGCUUCUGGACACAUUCACAUGUCUGAAAGGAGUGUUUGGAAUUUUAUAAGUUAGAUGAAGAAUUGUGUCAUGGCAACGUCUUGAAAUAAUUUUCAGAUUACAUGGAUUGUUAUGAAUUUUAGAAGAGAUAUUUGCAACUUCAGGUCUACCUAGCUCCUUUAGGUAUGAUUUUGGACCCCAACCCUUUUCAGUGUCUCUAAAGGAAAAGUGUGGAAACAAGUGCAAAGAUGAAGGAAGGGACACUGUUGGCAAGCCCUAGCAUUGGUCCCCAUGCAUGUUUUCACACCCGUCCUUUCCCUCCCACAGCCCCAAAGGCGAGAGAUUGAGAGCUGAGGGGUUAGUUUGUAAAUCUGAUCCGAAUUUACUGAAAUGCAAAAGUUGAACAGGCCAGUGAUGGACGUCAGUAUAAAUUCCAAGAUGGCUUUCAGAGUCCACGGGGUUCAAGUGACUUGAGUCACAGAUAUUACAUGGCAUUGACUUACCUGUCCACUUCCUACUCAAGAGCCUGUCAGAAAGCAUUCUCUAUCGAAAACCACCUUCCAUGGUUGUUAAGCUCCUGAUUGCUGCUUUUAAGAAUAUAUAUGUGUGUAUUCAUGGGGACAUUUUUACUCAAUAUUUGUGUGAUUUGCUUACUGUUCAUGUGCUGAGUGAACUCCUUUGUGCUUCAGACAAAAAUAAAUGAGAUUUUGUGUUUA